AUGAGUAAAUCCACUAAAUCUUCCAAAACCCAACAAUUGAGCAAAGAACAAUUGAUCGAGGCGAUACGCAAGAAAAAGGAAUGUAAUGCUCGGGCCCAGGCCAUUGUGGAGUCACUGUUGGAGCGCAACAUCAAUGAAGAUGAAUUUCUUAGAAAGCUGAAGGAUAUAAAUCAAUGUCAUUAUGAUGAUAUUGUGGAUGAGAGAAAUAUUCUGCACUUAUGUUCAUAUCCAUUGUGUGAUGAAGUUUUGGAAAACGUUCCCACAAAACAAUAUCAAAUCUCCACGGCAACCAAUAAAGUUUAUGACAUUACGGAUCGUAAGAAAUUCUGCAGCACCAAAUGUUUCAAGGCUUCGGAAUAUGUUAAAUCACAAAUGUUAACAAGUCCACUGUGGAUGAGACAUCAGGAGAUAAUACCGGAAUUUAAAUUACUAAAAUUAGAUGAUUGA
Messenger RNA from Musca vetustissima, 447 nucleotides. Its product is annotated as putative RNA polymerase II subunit B1 CTD phosphatase RPAP2 homolog. The record is from RefSeq and is a predicted model, not a curated record. Lineage: Eukaryota; Metazoa; Arthropoda; Insecta; Diptera; Muscidae. The transcript is spliced from 4 exons. The coding region runs from base 1 to 447 and encodes 148 amino acids. Gene Ontology annotation, cellular component: cytoplasm; nucleus. Gene Ontology annotation, molecular function: RNA polymerase II CTD heptapeptide repeat phosphatase activity; RNA polymerase core enzyme binding.